AUGCUUUCCUUCAGAACUAAGAAUUAUAAUGGCUACGCCGUACAAUAUUCUCCGUUCUUUGAUAGUAAAUUAGCAGUGGCAUCUGCCGCCAAUUAUGGUCUUGUGGGUAAUGGGAAACUUUUCAUUCUCAAUAUUCAACCCAAUGGUGAAAUAAUAAACGAGGUGUCAUGGGAAACUCAAGAUGGUUUAUUCGAUUUAGCAUGGCUGGAAAUCCACGAAAAUCAAGUUGUAACCGCCAAUGGUGAUGGAUCUAUCAAAUUGUUUGAUAUAAAAGUUCCUAAUUUCCCCAUAAUGAAUUAUAAAGAGCAUCAAAAAGAGGUAUUUUCCGUCAAUUGGAAUUUAGUUGAUAAAUCAUCGUUCGUAUCGUCAUCAUGGGAUGGUACUAUUAAAGUAUGGAACCCACAGAGACAACAAUCAAUAGUAACAUUAGCCAGUGAUGGAUCUAAUGGUACGGGAGGACAAUCAUCAGUUCCUAUUUCUCAUCAACCAAAUCAUCAAGUCAACACUACUAAUUGUGUUUAUAAUGCUACAUUUUCACCUCAUCUGCCAUCACUUAUUCUUAGUUGUAAUGGGUCAUCGAAAAUAUCUUUAUGGGACAUCAGAUCACCUCAACCAUUGAUAGUUAAUUAUAUAGGUCAUUCAGGAUUGGAAACUUUGACUUGUGAUUGGAAUAAGUAUAAAUCCGAUAUCAUUGCAUCUGGAGGUACUGAUAAAUCCGUAAGGAUUUGGGAUCUUAGAAUGAUCAAUCGAGUUGAUCAACAGAUUCCUGGCAUGCCUUCUCAUAAUUUAAGAGGACCUACCCCAUUAAAUGAAUUAUUAGGUCAUGAAUUUGCCAUUCGUAAAGUUCAAUGGUCACCUCAUAAUAGUGAAGAACUCAUAAGUGUUAGUUAUGAUAUGACAUGUAGAAUAUGGAAUGAUAAAUCGAACCUGAAUGCCCGAUUCUUAAACACUCAAACUGGAGGUUUAAGAGGAGUUAUGAAUAAUCAUCGGGAAUUCGUAAUUGGUUGUGAUUAUAGUCUUUGGGGAGAUCCUGGUUGGGUAGCUACCACUGGUUGGGAUGAAAUGGUUUAUGUAUGGGAUUCCAAGAGGCUUAUGCGCUAA
This is a messenger RNA of Yamadazyma jaroonii, 1101 nucleotides long. NCBI's taxonomy places the organism in Eukaryota, Fungi, Ascomycota, Pichiomycetes, Serinales, Debaryomycetaceae. The record is from the annotation of a GenBank genome assembly.